Gallus gallus (chicken) is the source of this 3215-nucleotide messenger RNA. It is a transcript of the gene E2F5, whose product is annotated as E2F transcription factor 5. The record is from RefSeq and is marked provisional. Lineage: Eukaryota; Metazoa; Chordata; Aves; Galliformes; Phasianidae. Gene Ontology annotation, molecular function: protein dimerization activity; DNA-binding transcription factor activity, RNA polymerase II-specific; RNA polymerase II cis-regulatory region sequence-specific DNA binding. Gene Ontology annotation, cellular component: RNA polymerase II transcription regulator complex. Gene Ontology annotation, biological process: regulation of transcription by RNA polymerase II.
CUGCGGUACCGCCCCUCCCGCCGCAGCCCUCGGGCCGGCUCCGUUCCGAGCUCGGGCUGUUGCGGCGGUCACGACACGUGGCGCGGCGGGGCGGCCCCGCUGGCGCCGGCCCGGCGGGCAGCAUGGCCGCGGCGGCCGAAGCGGCUGGCGGCGGAGGCAGCAGUCGGCACGAGAAGAGCCUGGGGCUGCUCACCACCAAGUUCGUGUCGCUGCUGCAGGAGGCCAAGGACGGCGUGCUGGACCUCAAAGUGGCUGCUGAUGCCCUUGCUGUAAGACAGAAGAGAAGGAUCUAUGAUAUCACCAACGUUUUAGAGGGGAUUGAUCUCAUUGAGAAGAAGUCAAAAAACAGCAUUCAAUGGAAAGGAGUAGGUGCUGGCUGCAAUACAAAAGAAGUCGUGGACAGGCUGAGGUAUCUUGAAGCUGAAAUUGAAGAUCUAGAGCUGAAAGAGAAAGAAUUGGAUCAGCAGAAACUGUGGCUACAGCAAAGCAUCAAGAAUGUUAUGGAUGAUUCUACAAACCACCAAUUUUCAUAUGUCACCCAUGAAGAUAUCUGUAACUGUUUCAAUGGAGACACACUUCUAGCAAUUCAAGCACCUUGUGGUACACAGUUAGAAGUACCUAUACCCGAAAUGGGCCAGAAUGGACAGAAGAAGUACCAGAUCAAUCUUAAAAGUAGUUCAGGACCUAUCCAUGUACUGCUUAUAAACAAAGAAUCAAAUUCCUCCAAGCCCAUGGUGUUUCCAGUUCCUCCACCUGAUGACCUUGCACAAACCCCAUCUCAGCCUGUAGCUCCAGUGACUCCCCUUAAACCUACUCCAGCUUCUGAAAAUCCACCAGAACAUGGUCUUAACCAGGGACAACAGUUGCCAGAAACAACGGUGGACACACCGUCAGAAAGCAGUUUGCAGCAGAACAGUACAACUCCAGCAACUCCUUAUUCUAGCCUUCCAGACUCAGUGUUGUACCCCAGCCUUUCAGGAGAUGUCACCCAAGCUACAACGAGCUCCAAUGACUAUCAGGCUUUACUCCCUUUGGACGUUAACUGUAUCCUCAAGCCAAACUCAUUUGACAUAGCAAAGAUGGAGGAGCCCGCAGGAAAUAUCGGUGGGGAUAUUAUUGAUGAACUUAUGUCCUCUGAUGGUAAGUAUUUAGCAUCUUUACUUGCAGUUAUUAAAAAAGUAGUAGCAUGGUUUUUAUAUGAACAGCACUCUUGGUAGGUGUCUGUUAAAUCUCUUACCAACAGUCAGUAUGGUACUACUUCUUUCCCCUGUACUGCCUCUUCUAUCUUUGUCAUUCUCGUCUUUGCACCCCUAUCUGUUCCCUGCAACGCUUUUAUUUAACAGUCAAAAUAUGAAAGCCUUAAUCCAGCAAGAACUUACAUGCAUGAGUAACUGAACAGUACUUAAUUCUAGAAUAAAUAAAGAACAGGUUGAUGACUCGUGCUGCCUUAAAAAAUAAAAUAAAAUAAAAAUCUUUUCAAAUUCUGUUCUGCCUCAGGCCUCUUCCAUGAGCUUUGAACAGAUAUUUCAGAGCAUAUUUACAUGCCUGUAUGCGGAUUGAUACUUGGCCAGGUCUCUUACACUGGCAGAAACAAAUACAAUCCUUUGGUAGUCUUGCAUCUCCUUGGCUGUAUGUAUGCAGAACUGAGCCACAGCUAGUGGCUCCGUACAUUCCAUGACCCCCUGCUGUAUCUCACUGAAACCAGCUGCCAUAGUCCUUUUCCCAUUUAACUGUGCUGUUCUGUGAGCAGCCUGUUAAUAUGUGCUUUUCAAGCAGGCAGACUUAAGGCUUAUCUAGAAAGAAACAUGCAGCUACAAGAUCUAAGAGGGAAGCUGGAGUUAUAUGAAUGUGACAAUAAAAUAUGUGGAUAAAACGGAAAUAUUCUCCAAUUUUAGAACAGCUACAACGUGCCCAGCUCAUCUGCAUUAGUCUCCCUGAGGUACGGCAUGAGGGCUAAGGCUUCUCUUCCUGCAUUCCCCAAGAAGGACUUCAAGUCCGUGCAUGAAAUGCAGUGCACAGAGAAGCUGACAGCCUCCAUUUUUCUUCUGUAAAUUAGGGAUAAUAUUAAUUUCUUUAUCCAGAAUAAAUAUCUGAAGACUAAUACAUCAAUAUUGUAUGUAACAGGAAGGAGAUAAACAUAAGUGAUGGCUUUUUGACAGAAUUUUCAAAAGCUGUCUAGGAGUUCCUUUGCUGCAAAAGGAGAGAGUAGGUCUAUAUUUCACAGCUUUCACUCCACCCUCAGCAAAUUUAUGAUAAGAUACUAAGAAAAAAGGUGUAGACGUGUCACUUACUGCCUUAGUUUGAAGGCAAUACAGGUAGUCACAGUAUGUGUCCUAGCAUGCUUGUCAGAUUAUCAAGGCAAUGUUUUACUUAUUAAGACUAACCCUGGCACUGGUGAUGAUGAACAUACUGGAUUAUGAGAUAGGGCUGAUAUUCCAAAAGUGUUUUAACUUAAACUAAACUAUUCCUGCUUUACAGUUUUUCCUCUCUUACGACUCUCUCCUACUCCCGGAGAUGACUACAACUUUAACCUGGAUGAUAAUGAAGGAGUCUGUGAUCUCUUUGAUGUGCAGAUACUAAAUUAUUAGAUAUUGUGUCAACCAGACUACUUAUCUACCUCUAACGAUAACAUUCUAGACUUCUUCAUAACCUAAGUAUUUGAAUAAUGAAUGUAUAACUUCUUAGUUCACUGACUCUGGGAGUAUAUUUCCUUUUGCUUCCUUUAACUACUUCACAAAACGAAUUUAACCACCAGGAAAAAGAAGGGCUUUUUAUCAGAAUCUUGGCACAUUUUUCACCUGAGUGUCCUUUGUGUAAUCCAAUGAUUUUGGAGUUUUCUUUUCCAAGAAAAGCAAAAAUGCUUUAUAGCCUUCUGAUCAUUUUUUUAAAAAAAUGAUUAGGCUUUGCUCACAGUUACCAGCAUUCUCUUUGAAGCUUUACUGCCGAGAAGCUGUCAAUAUUUUAUAACGUUCCCAUCAAAUUUGAAACUUUCACUGCCAAGCUGAAAAGUGAAGGAUAUCAACUUGAGUUAUGCUUAAUUGUUUCAGUGAACCAAUUUUGUGAAGUGCCUUCUGUUUUAGCACUUUAAGUUUCUCACACUGACUUCUGACAUUCCACUUUCCUAGAUGAUAGGAAAGGUCUGUUUGUAGUUUGUAUUAAAGUGUGCCAAUACUUGUAUAUUAACAAGAUUUUUUUAAUAAAAUUUUACAAACAAA